Molecule: messenger RNA, 852 nt
Organism: Arxiozyma heterogenica
Lineage: Eukaryota; Fungi; Ascomycota; Saccharomycetes; Saccharomycetales; Saccharomycetaceae
Exons: 1
Coding region: 1-852 (283 amino acids)
Source: RefSeq, a predicted model, not a curated record
AUGAAUUCAAACUUUGUGUUUCCCCAAGUUACUGAUACGACGACGACAACAACAAUAUCAUCAUCAUCGUCAACGGAUAAUAAUAAUAAUAAUAAUAAUAAUAAUAAUGAUAAUAAUAAUAAUAAUGAUAAUAAUAAUAACGAUAGCAACGAUAAUAGAAACAUGCAGGAUACUGAAAAUACAUUUGUUCAAGAAUCACAAAAUCAAAAUAAUAUAAUACCAACAGAUCAAAGUAAUAUUAUCUCUGCAAAUAACAUACGGACUCAUCCAUCUGAUUACUCUUAUAACCAUAGUUAUCAAUAUCCUUUUAUCCCGCAAAACAAUAAUACCAAUAAUCAGGUCAAUGUUACAGCAACUACAAAUACUAAUAAUGGUGAAAUACUACAAUCUUCUAUUGUAGAUUUUCCCACAAUAAAUAUACCGUCACCUAUUGAAGCACCACCAAAUGUUAAACAGGUAAAUAAUGAUGUUUCUUCUACAAAUAUAAGUGAUCACCCUGUAUUAGCAUCCUACUCAAAUGACCUUAAUAUACACCAUAAUCAAUCACAGAAUAUACAAUCUUCUCAUUUUAUCGCAAAUGCACAUUUCAAUCAAAAUAAUAGUGACAUAACCACUACUACAAAUAUUAUUACUAAUAAUUCUGAUAUCAUAUCAAAUGAGAAACCUAUAAACAAUGUUAUCAUGCCUAUUAACCAAACAACCACCACCAAUACUAAUACUGAUACUACCCCUACUCCAACAGAAUAUGUUAAUAGUUUAAGACACGAACUAGCAACAGAAAAAAAAGCCCCUCAGAAUAUGCCUUACAUAUACUUUUCACAAAAUUUGUUCGUCAAGCAGAGGAAAAAUUAA